AUGGAUCUUGCCCGCCCCAAGAAGCUCACCCUCUCCUGUUCGCGAUGUCGCACGUCUAAAUUAAAAUGCGAUCGCAAAGAGCCUUGUUUGGAAUGCGUGAAGCGCGACUGCGCCUACCUAUGUACAAAAGAUGAGCGUCAACCGAGAGCUAAGCGGAUAAAAACCAAACAUACCGAACAAAACCGCAGCCAGGUGACAGCGAAGGAAGGAAAAGAGCCAGAGAUCGAAGAAACGGCACAGAUCUUAGAGCACUUUGUGGAUGUCAUUCCUCUCCCCACAGAAUCAGCAGGCGUGGCCCCUGACAUCCCCAAUCAAUACUGGGUGACCCAGGAUCCGCAGAGGAACGUCCAAAAGCUUGCCUUAAUCCGAGAUGUGGUUCACGCCCUGCCAGAAUGGGAUGUAAUUCAACUCCUCUAUGAAGUCUUUGUCACGCGCUGUCAGGGGUCUCUGGGAAAUGUGGUGCACACCCCAAGCUUCAUGAAGCAAGCCGAUCAAUUGCACCACUGCCUGAGUAUGGAUUCCCCUGACGUGGCCAUCGCUAGUACGCUAUCCAUGGACUCUCUGGCUGUUUUGCUUCUCGCGCUCGUGCUCGGACUCGCCUUUCAUCCAACCCUAUCACAUGUGGGCGUCCAGCUCACCCCGUUGAGUUUCCACGUGGAGCAACUGCGUGCUUCCGAUGAGCCUACAUCGACAUGGCGAUCCCUCGGCGUGCGUUGUCUCCAGGGAGGGGUUUCCCUCUUUUGUGGCUCUAUCAUCAGCUUACAAGCAGCCAUCAUGCUCCUGUUGGAUACAAAAGUGACCUCAUUGGAGCUUGAUGCCGUCUUGGUUACCGCCAUUUCGGGUGCGCGCAAACUUGGAUUGCAUCGCUUGGGCAAUGCCGCUUUGGAUGCCUCACCUUUCUUAGAUCAUGACUCGUCCACUGCUGAGCCACCUCACAUUCGCACCGAGGUUGCCAUUCGAAUUUGGUGGACUCUUGUCAUGAGAGACUGGUCGCGCGGACAAGCACUUGGCUACUAUACUAUCCGCCCUUCACAAUUUAAUACCCGGAUGCCGUUGCACCUUAAUGACGACGAUCUGCUUAGGGCACAUGGCAAGAUUCCCGAGCGUCCUCGGUCUGAGUUUACUAUGCUUUCAUAUACGGUAUACGCGUUGGAAAUGUCCAGCAUUGUGCGGGAGUUGAUUGAUCUCGGGCACACCGCAGACGAAGCUUCCCAGCGGCGCCAGCACAUCAAUCAAAAGUACAAAAAAUAUGUGGCAAGUUUACCGUCUUACUUUAGAUUGGGAAGCACCAUCGGACUCACCGCCAUGGGUCCCAUGUCUGCCAUCCCAGUUCAACGAUUUAUGUUACAUCAACAGCUGUGGAGCCUGCUUCUCCGCUUGCAUCGCGCUACCCUCUCAUCUCCCAUGGGGCGCGCAUCUUGCCAGCAGCUGGCUCAUAACAUUAUCACCACGCAAGCCCAGAUCCAAGCCCGCUGCACUAUUUGCGGCUCGCUAUCCUCCAACGAAACACAACUCUUCAACGCGGCCGUUGUGCUGGUCUUGGGGCUACUGUUUGAUUCCCCGUCAACCGAGGUUGAACACUCAAGUGCACAACUUAGCCGCUUAAUGACGCGAGACCAUAUUCGGGAGGCCAUUGAGCUAUUACGUACCAAAGUUUCACCUGAGGAAUCCUCCGGGGACGCUAUGCCCGGAGAAUUGCCCCAAAGCUCGGUAUCACGCAGUCUUAUGGCCCUCGAGGCAAUGAUGAAGUUAGAGGUGGAUUCGAGUGACAGCGCGAACCGCCAGGCGGGAUCAAAGCAGAAACGUCCCCUUUACCACAAAGUGGUGAAGAUCCUGAAGACUUUGAAUGAUCCAAUCACUCCUGCUGAUUCCGUGGUUCCAAGACCAUCGACUCCUGGGGACACAUCUUUCACUUACCCCAUGCCUGUUGCGGACGGCUUCCCCGAUCUAGAUGUCAUGCCCAUUCUAUCUAAUGGCUUGAGCCCUAAUAUGUGGGACUUCUUGGACUUCCAGCUACCGGAAGACGCAGGCAAAGACAAGCCUAUGGCCGGAGACUUUUACGGGGAUAUAGGUGUCGAACCCGCAUUUUAUCCAGGCGAAAGUAGUAACAUCUCAAGAGCACGCUUGGCCCAUGAAUCCCCGUCAGCUCUACAGAGUGAACCCACGUUAGACUCUGCGACGACCCCUUCGAGUGCUGACGCCUUGGCAGCGGGUAACCUUGAAGAAGUCAUGGGAAACGGGAGCGUUUCUUCCUAG
This is a messenger RNA of Penicillium expansum, 2256 nucleotides long. RefSeq names its product putative C6 transcription factor. The transcript is spliced from 4 exons. Gene Ontology annotation, molecular function: DNA-binding transcription factor activity, RNA polymerase II-specific; zinc ion binding. The coding region runs from base 1 to 2256 and encodes 751 amino acids. Gene Ontology annotation, biological process: regulation of DNA-templated transcription. The record is from RefSeq and is a predicted model, not a curated record. NCBI's taxonomy places the organism in Eukaryota, Fungi, Ascomycota, Eurotiomycetes, Eurotiales, Aspergillaceae.